AUGUUAAAAAAUAUAUUUAGCGAAUAUUUAAAAUCGUAUGAUAACAAAGAUGAGAACUAUGAGCGCAUAAAUAACCUGAGCAGAAAUUAUUCAUGUGACUACACUUCUGAUUGGAGAUGGUUCAGUAUUAAAUGCGAACGUUUUUUAGAAAAUGAAUUAUAUAAGAAAUAUAAUAAAGAAGAAAAAGAAAAAAGGAAAGAAAAUAAAAAUAUCAUAAAAGAAAAUGAAAAUCUUGCUAUAUUUAAAUCAUUCUUCCCAAAGAUUCUUUUAAAUAUUUAUAGUAAGUGUGAUAAUCCUGCACAGUUCUUUUCAAAUCUUGUCAUUCAGAAGUUUAACUCUGUAGUGUUUUUUUGUGAUGCCAGUGGUUUUUCUAACCUCGCUGAACAACUAGACAAACGAAUUAAUGGAACCGAAUUACUAGGAAAUUGCUUAAAUAAGUUUUUCAACAUUUUAAUAAAAAUUAUAGAUUACUGGGGAGGUGAUAUAAUUAAGUUCAGUGGAGAUGCUGUUCUAGUUAUCUGGCCCCUUCAUAAUGUUUUAAAAAAUAAGAAGAAAAAAAAAAAGACAAAAGAUCAUAAUAUUCAAAAUAUUUAUAAUGAUGCACAUGUAGUUAACCUUAAAGAUAAUGAAACUUCAAUUGAUGAGAAUAAUCCAGAUACAUUUAUGCAUAUUGAAAAAGAUAAAAAAAAAUUUGAAAAUUUUCAUUUAAAUAAUAAUCAUAAUAAUAUUCAUAAUAUUUAUAAUAACGAUGAUGAUUAUGAUCAUCAAGAUGAAGUCUAUGAUAAUAUUAAAAAUUAUAAUCUAAAAAAUAGUAAGAUCAGUAAGCCUAAUAUUUCUCAAGCAAAUAACUCAGAUGAUAACUAUCCUUCAGAUUAUAUUAAAAAAAAAAAAAGUCAAAACGCACGAGAAAUAAGAAAGAUAUGUCUCCUAGCAUUAGGGUGUUGUAUGGACAUACACAAAUUAUUAAAUAAAUUUCCAACACCAAUAGAAAAUAAAUAUUUAAAAGUACAUAUUGCUAUUACAUAUGGAAAGGUUAGCUUCUUACAAAUUGGAAAUGUUUUAAGAAAAAGAGAAUAUUUGUUAUCAGGCAAGCCACUGGAAGAAAUAGGUUCUGGUGAGUCCUUGGCAAAAAAUGGAGAAAGUGUGCUGUCGUAUUCUUUUUAUAAAAAUAUUAAAGAUAAGGUGAUAGUUCAAGGGACGUGCAAGAAGAACUUUUUCUUAUUUGUGAAGAUGAAGGAGGAAAUUGACAUGAAGAGGUUGAAAAAGAAUUAUGAGGAGGAAGAGGAAGAAGAGGAAGACGAAGAAGAAGAGGAAGACAACGAAGAUGAUGUAAACGCAGAUGUAGAUGUAAAUGCAGAUGCAGAUGUAAAUGCAGAUGCAGAUGUAAAUGCAGAUGUAAAUAACGAUUUACAUGUUAAUAUAAAAGAUAAUAAAAGAAAAAAUAGUUCAGAAGAUAAAAUAAAAAAAAAGUUUACUCUAUUAACUACAGAUAAACAAUCUAGACAAUCUACUCUUAUAUAUGAAAAUUUUGAUCUUCUUUUAAAAACAUUUAUACCAGAUAUUGUAUAUAGAAAAUUAUCUUUAGGAUGUAAUAUAUUUUUUAAUGAAAUUAGAAAAGUAACAAUUAUUUUUGUAUCUGUUAAAGAUAUAGAUACAUCAACUAUGACUGGUGUUCAUUCAGCACAUGGAAUUAUGAAGCUAACACAAAAAGCUGUAUUUACUAUGGAAGGAACAAUAAAUAAAUUUAUAUUAGAUGAUAAAGGUAUCUUAAUAUUAAUUAUGUUUGGAUUACCACCUCUAUAUCAUUGUGAUGAUACUAUAAGAGCUUUACUUACUUGUUUUAGAUUAAUAGAUGCAUUGAAAUCAUUAAAAUUAAAUGGUAGUAUAGGUAUAUCUACUGGAAAAAUAUGGUGUGGAAUCAUAGGAAAUAAAAUUAGAAAAGAAUACACAGCCCUAGGAGAUUCUGUUAAUGUUGCUGCUAGAUUAUGUUUCAAAGCUGGUAAUAAAGAAAUUUAUGUUGAUGAAAAUACAUAUAAUAAUUGUAAACAUUUUAUAUCCUUUCAAAAAUUAAUAUCUAUAAAAGUCAAAGGAAAAAAUAAACUUAUUAAAAUAUAUUCACCUAUAGGCACUAUUAAUAAAAAAUGUAUAGAUUAUGUAUAUGAUAAUACAAACAAUGAAAACAGCAACAAUAAUAAUAAUAAUAAUAAUUAUUUUACAGAUGAAGAAUUAUUAGUUAAUAGCCACAAUAAUAAUAUAAAUCAAAACAAUAAAAAAAAUAAUAUUAAUAAUAAUAAUAAUAUUAAUAAUAAUAAUAUUAUUAAUAAUAAUAGUAUUAAUAAUAAUAAUAAUUUAAUAUCAACAAAAGAUGAGACAAUAAAAAAUAUUCAUGAUAAUUUAUCUACAAAUGUAGAUAUAUCCAUUCUUGAAAAUAAAAAAAUGAAAACAAAUUUUCAACAAGUUUCUGAUUUCUCAUUUCUAAAUUACAACUUUUUAUUCAAAUAUUAUAAAAGCAUAUUUAAAAAUAAAAUAUAUCACUUGUUCAAAGAAGAUAAGAAUUGUUUCUAUUAUUUACAAAUGUGUGAUUUAUAUAAACCCAUAAGUACAAACAUAUCACCUUCUCUUACUUACUGUGCCAAUAAAAAUUUGGAACACUUGAAAAAAAACAAUAAUAUUAUGAUGACAAAGGAAAUGCAUAUAAAUAAUAUAAAUAAUGAUGAACAUGUAAAUGAACCUAUAAGACAAAAUAAAUUAAUAUUAGAUAAACAUAAUAAUCAUAUAUAUGAUAUGGAUGAUAAUCUUCAUUCAAAUAGAAAAUCUUCUACAUCUUUUAAUAAUAUAUAUGACAAUACAUUAACAUAUGAUAUGAUUUAUAGUAUAUCUAGAUUUAAUAAAAUAAAAACAUCAUUACAUGUUGAUUAUAAAAGCUAUACUGGCCCUUUCUUAUUACAUGAAUAUUAUGAUCCACUGCAUUUCAAAUUUAAAGAACUUUCUCGUGUAGGUGGAGUCUUAUUUGUUGAAGGAAAUGAAAAUCUAGGAAUAUUUGAAUUCAUAAAAUUAAUUACAAAAGGAUUAUAUAACUUUAAAUUAUUUAAUGUUAGUAAUAUGCCCAACUCAUUAUAUAUAAAUAUAACAAAUCCAUUACUACCUUGGAAAAUUUUAUGUAACGAUAUAUUAAACACUUGGAAAUUAUCACAUAUGAGGAAAAAAAAUAUUCUCCUAAAUAAAAAUGACAACUUCAAUAUGUUAAGAGAAAUCACACACCCAUCUUUUCAUUGGUUUUUUAAAUGUAUGAUACAUGUAAUAGAUGAUUUAGAUAUACCUAUUUUUAAAACUAAAAAAAAAAAAAAAAAAAAAGAAAAGGAAAAGGAAUAUUAUACAGAUAAAAAUAAAAAUUAUACUUACCAAACUAACAAAUAUAUUCAAAACCAUCCCAAUAAAAAAAAUGAUCACACUUUAAUUCAAAAUAAAAUAAAUACAAAUAUUCAAACACAAAAUGCUUCUAAUAACAAUAUAUUUUGUAAAAAAAUAUCCACACUUUUGGAGUAUUUCUUUCAUAAUUCAAGACGAGAUAAAAAGAAAAACAAAAAAAAGACCAAAGAGAAAAAUAAAAAAAAAAAAAUAUAUAUACCAGCUGGUAAGCGCAUGGGCCAAACAAAUGAUACUAAUGAUAUUAAUCAUAUGUAUCACGUCCCUUCUGAUGUGUCACAUGGAAGCACCUUGGAUAAGCAACACAAUUAUCAUGAUGAUGAUGAUAAUAAUCAUGAUGAUGAUGAUGAUAAUCAUGAUGAUGAUGAUAAUCAUGAUGAUGACAAUAAUCAUAAUGAUGACAAUAAUCAUGAUGAUGACAAUAAUCAUAAUGAUGACAAUUAUCAUAAUGAUGACAAUUAUCAUAAUGAUAUUAUUCAUGACCAUUAUAAUCCUUCUGUGAAGAAAAAUAAAAUAAUAAACAAACCUGAACACAUAUACAAUAAACAUACAGCAACAGGAGAUGUAAGCUCCUCUUCGCAAACAUAUUCAAGAAACGAUAUACAUACAAAAAUGAAAAAUGAACUAAAAGAAAACAGAAUAGGUAUUAUAAGCUCGAUGAUUUAUUAUUUUACUUUGCAUGAAAAUAUGUUUAUUAUAUUUAAUUAUAGAGCAGGUACUUCCUUAAAUAUUAAUAUUGAAGAUGAUGCUUGGAAAAUAUCAAAUAAUAUAGCUAAGUUAGCUAUGCUUAAAAGAAAAAAAAUAUCCAAACAUUUACAAAGAAAUCUAAAAGAUUGGAGAAAAAAUCAUUCUAGGAAGUGUGUCUUCUGCAAAGGUAAUUUUAUGAACAAUGCAUAUGUGAAUAAUAUAAAUGAGAAUAAUAAUUGUGGAAACAAUAUGUAUCAAAAUAUCACACAUGACAACAAUAUUUAUGGCGAUAAUAAUAUAAAUGAUGAGUUCUUACACAACAACAACAACAAUGAUAAUAAUAAUAAUAAUAAUAAUAAUAAUAAUAAUAGUAAUGAUGAUGAUGAUAACAAUAUAUACAACUCUGAUGAACAAAACGGUUUGUCUAUCAAAAAAAAAAAUAUAAAUGAUUUCCUUGAUGAUCAUAUGAGAGCACAACAAAGUAUUGAUCAUAUAGAUAAAAAUAUUAUUUCUAACUUACCAAAUAAAAUUAAUAAUGAUACAAAUACAAACAAUUUAUAUAAUAUUAAUGAUAUGUAUAAUCAAGAGAAUUCUCAUUAUUCACAAAAUGUUAAUAUAACAAAUAAUAAUAAUCAUAAUGAUAAUAUAUCUUCUUUUAAUUUAAGACAACAGAAAUUAUAUCAAGCUCAUGAAAUUAUUCUUAUGGAUGAAAAUAAUGAUUCUUUAUCAAAAAAAAGUAGUUCAGCAUCAUUAAUAAAUAACAGUGAAAUAAAUUCACAAACUUAUAACAAUGAAAAUAUUAUACAAAAUACAAAUAAUACUAACAAACAAGAAAAUAUAAAUGUUGUACAAAUAUUUAAAGAUGAAACAGAAAAUGUAAAUGACACAAACAAAAUUAAAGAACAAAAAAUGUUUUAUAAAACUUUAUAUCCAAAUAUUAAAGAUAAUAUUUUAUUAUAUAUAGCUCAACAAAAAAUGAAUGAACAAAAUAAUAAUUAUCAAAUUUAUAAAAAUCAAAAUAUCAAAAAUGAAUAUUUAAAUGAUAACAUACAUAAUCAAAUGAAUCAAAAUGUUAAUCCUAAUAUGCACAAAAAUAUUUAUUAUAAUAAUUAUUUUAAUAGUUAUAAAAAGUUUUAUCAAAAUAAAUCACCUUUAUGUAAUCCUUUUUUUAUGCACAAACAUAAACCUCUUAUCUUUUUAUUUAUUAAUGGAAUGAAAAAUAAUAAUAAUAUAAAACAAUUAAAAAAAAUUAAAAAAUAUGCACAACAAUGUGAAGCAUCUAUAGAAUUAAAACCUUUCAAUAUAAAUCAUCUAUAUGAAUUUGUUAGCCUAUGUUUAAAUAUACAUAAAGAUAAAAUAAGUAAACAACUAAUUGAAUAUCUAAAUAAAACUUGUUUUGGAAUACCUAAAUUUGUACAAUAUACUUUAUUUUAUCUUCUUAAUAAUCAUUAUCUAGAAUUAUAUAAAUAUGAGAAGGACAAAAAUGAUGAUCAAAACAAUCAACAUAACAACCAACAUAACAACCAACAUAACAAUCAACAAAAUAAUGAUGAACUAUUCUUUUUGAAAGAACAAAAUGGUGAAAAAGAUUCAUCCAGCACAAAUCCAACAAAAAGUAAUCAUCCUAAUCAUACAACACACACAAACCAAUUUAAUCAAAUAAAUAAUAUAAAUCAAAAUACUGAUACACAUAACUAUCAUUAUUAUAACAAACAUUUUUUUAAUAACCUUAUCAGUAAUACAUGCACUACAAAUAAUUAUAUUAAUCAUUUCAGUAAACAAAUUAUCUCAAUACAAAAUGAAAAAGCAAAAUCUUCAUUAUUCCCAUCUAAUAGCACAACCUCUUCCAAUGAUAAUCCAAAUAAUGAUGAUAUAACUUAUGAAUAUGAACUUGUGGUAGUCAAAGAUUUAAACGAAGCACCGCUAGUUCCUCGAUUGACCGCAUAUUGCAUGUCCCUAAUUGAUAGCCUAAACCAAGAAGAACAAUUGUUGGCUAAGCUUUGCUCCUUCUUUAAUCAUACGUUUAACAUAAAAAAAAUGGAAUGUAUAUAUCCUAAGUAUAUAUCAAGGUGUGAGUUAAAAAAAAUUAUUGUAAAGUUGAUGGAGAAGAAUGUCUUUUGUUUAUAUGAAGAUGAGAACAAGAAAUCUGUUACUCUGUCAAAAGACAAUGUUAAUUCUAUACAUAACAUUAAUUUCGUAUAUAGAGAUAUGUAUAAUAAAAUAAAUAGUUUCCUUGAGAAGAAAAGUAAACACCACACCUUAUUUGGCAAACACAAAAAUAUACCUGAUGAGGAAAUAUAUUUCUGCAUAACAAAUUUUUCAUUAAAAAAGGUUUUAAAUGAUUUGUUGGAGAAUGAAGAAAAGGAAUAUAUAAAAAAAAUUUACAAAAAGUAUAUAGAAUCGUAA
Plasmodium gaboni is the source of this 6519-nucleotide messenger RNA. RefSeq names its product adenylyl cyclase beta. NCBI's taxonomy places the organism in Eukaryota, Apicomplexa, Aconoidasida, Haemosporida, Plasmodiidae. The record is from RefSeq and is a predicted model, not a curated record. Gene Ontology annotation, biological process: intracellular signal transduction; cyclic nucleotide biosynthetic process. The coding region runs from base 1 to 6519 and encodes 2172 amino acids. The transcript has 5 exons.